Messenger RNA from Exaiptasia diaphana, 2024 nucleotides. RefSeq names its product G-protein coupled receptor 54-like. The transcript has a single exon. The record is from RefSeq and is a predicted model, not a curated record. Lineage: Eukaryota; Metazoa; Cnidaria; Anthozoa; Actiniaria; Aiptasiidae. The coding region runs from base 380 to 1471 and encodes 363 amino acids. Gene Ontology annotation, cellular component: membrane. Gene Ontology annotation, biological process: neuropeptide signaling pathway. Gene Ontology annotation, molecular function: G protein-coupled peptide receptor activity.
GGUUUUAAGAUGUAUUAGUGGAAUACCUGUUUCAUGUUGUUUUUUUUUUCACUCUGAAAAAAUCUAGGAACCACAAACCUAAAUAACUCGAAAACACCAUGAAAAAAAGUGUUUAUAACUAAGGAUGCACAAAGGGAAAGUCUAUAAGACAUUCAAUAGACUAGAAUCAGCCAAUCAAUAGUGYCCUUUUUUUAUCUCAAGAUCUCUUAACAAACAAUUGCAAUUAGYUUGGAUGACGAGCAGUCCAAUCAUUCCAUUUAAAUCGCUUUUUUUGCAAGACAAGACAAGUGCAYGUUGUACAAACGAACAGCGCCCAAGAACAUCUAGAGUCAACGUUCUUGAAGCAAAAUAAAUCACGAGGAACAGCCGAARAGACAGCAUGUUGAACGCUACUAACGCUACCUGGGUCGACGCGUCGUGGAAAGAGCCAUUUGCUCUGAGAGUAGCUCGUCUUUUGGUUUUUAGCUGCGURGUCUUAUCAUCGUUAUUUGGUAACGGUCUAAUUGUUAAGACUGUGYUAUCCCUCCCAAGACGAAGAACUCCAUUCACUUACAAUCUAGUCAUGAACCUUGCACUUGCUGAGCUGUUGAACACCGUUUUAAUUCCAUUUUUGAUUUCAUACGAUGAAAUGCGUUCAUGGGUAUUUGGACAGUUCUUCUGYCAGUUGAUAAGUCCACUACAAAGCGUUGCCAGUACAGUCAUAACAAGCAGUGUGGCGGCGAUUGCAGCAUGUCGUUGCUGUUUCUUGGUUUUCCCUCGAAAAGCARACAAGUUCCAAAGAUACCGCUAUGCUAUGGGUCUUGCAGCUCUACUCUGGCUKCUUGCAAUGUCGUUGCAUUUCCCAAACUUUUUGUUCAAUCAAAAAGUUGAAAGCCCUUUCUAUAAGGACAUGUACUGGUGUAUCUGUCUUCUGCCUGGUGAUAGUACGCGUUCAUUUCCAUCAGCUUCGUUCCAGGCUCUGAUUCUUGUUCAAAUUGCAAUCAGUUUUCUUYUAAAUUCCACUAUCACUGUGACGUCCUAUGGACUUGUCAUAUACAAAAUACACAGUACUAGAGUGUACUUGAACAACAACCAGGAUGACUACGACCAAAAUGAAACUAUUUGUACCGUAGAACUACCAACACAAACAAGAGAAAGCCAGACCAUCGAAGAACAGAAAACCGAACGAACGAAGACAGACAAAGAUCGUAAAGAAAACGGUGACAAGUCCACAAUUCAGUCGAUGGAAAACGACGUGUUUAAGAUGUUUUACGCCAUUGUACUGGUCUUCAUUCUGUGCUAUUUCCCUUAUCAAAUCGUUUUCCUGAUGGAGUACUUCCAYGUUAUUACAUGGCARUGGAGGUACCUUACAGUCGUGCGAAAACUCCUUCUUGUCUUGACUUGCCUUCCAAGUGCUCUGCAUCCUCUCUGCUACGGUCUCAUGACAAACUUUUACUCAAAGGCCUUCAAGAAAAUCAUCCUUUGCCAGUGACAGUUAAAUACGAAAAGCCUCUGAUUUGCGUCCAUGUUUAGCUCACAACGAAACCCGAAUCUUUGACAAGUGAAAAAUACGUCAUAAUAAAAUUGACCGAAUCACAGCCUUGUACAGAAAGCCUUUGUCUUUGAGUCUCAAGGUAUGGUGGGAGAACUUGUUUAGAAGAAAGUCAAACCAGUAUUUGAAAGUGAAAUGUGCCAUAUGCUCCAAGUACAACUAGGACUGACAUUUGUCUUGAAGAAUCAGUUCAUCAGGAAUUGUGAUUCRAUUAAUAACGCAUGGCAUUUUAUAAUAAAUUAAGGCUUAAAUAUGAGAGAUGCCCAAGGCACUGGUGAUAGCAUUUCUUAGAUAAGAUUUGAUAUGGCUAGAUAAAUUGACGAAUGGGUGGAUUUAUAGACAUUAAUUAAUGAAAGAACUUCUAGAAAACUCGAUGUAAUCACGCGACGCAAUUUACUCAGAGUACAUGYAAAUAGCCUUUUUAAAACAUAACGAUCAAAAACUGUAAAAAUAUAUCAACAAUACGAAACUUGUGAAUUAAAAAAAAAUUGUU